AUGGCAGCCCGAAGAGAUCAAAUAUACACCAACCUAGUUAUAAAAUUAAACGACAUUGUUAUCCAAGAAGUUGAACAGUUCUCCUAUCUGGGAAGUAUAAUAACAUAUAAUAAUACAUCUACUAUGGACAUAAAAAAAAGAAUAACUUUAGCUAAACAAACCUUCAUAAAGAAAAACAGUCUAUUAAUUAGCAAACACCUUAAAAUCGAAACGAAGAAAAAAUUCAUUAAAACAUUUGUGUGGAGUGUGUUACUAUAUGGAUGUGAAACUUGGACUAUCAAGAAAAAGGAAAAGGACCGUUUAGAAGCAAUGGAAAUGUAG
Molecule: messenger RNA, 321 nt
Organism: Cinara cedri
Lineage: Eukaryota; Metazoa; Arthropoda; Insecta; Hemiptera; Aphididae
Source: the annotation of a GenBank genome assembly